This is a messenger RNA of Fusarium redolens, 2031 nucleotides long. RefSeq lists its product as uncharacterized. Bases 1 to 2031 code for a protein of 676 amino acids. NCBI's taxonomy places the organism in Eukaryota, Fungi, Ascomycota, Sordariomycetes, Hypocreales, Nectriaceae. The transcript has 2 exons. The record is from RefSeq and is a predicted model, not a curated record.
AUGACACUCAAGCCUAUGACGGAGCUCGGCCGUUCCAACCCUAUAUACCCGUUUAUGCUUCUGUCUGAGUAUCGGAUUCUUGUUUGUCAGAAGUGCCAACAGGCUUGCUUGGCUCGCGAAAUUGCCACUCAUCUUGCCAAAAAGCAUCCUGGAAUAGACCCAGGGACUCGGCGUAGGCUGGUGGAAGAUACUAAAGUGAUACCGAAUGUGCUACAAAGUCGGGUCGAGUUAUCUCAAUUACAGUAUCCACCACCAACAACCGAGCCCAUCCCUUGCCUUGCUCCACCCAAGCUUGACGUGCUCGAAUGCAAAAAUUAUGGUUACAAGAUUCGCCAAGUUCAGGCGAUGCAAGAGCACUGUACUGAGUCUCAUGGCUGGGUCAAUCCCAGAGGCAAAGGAAGACCGUCAAUAGGAUAUCUGGCGGCCGAUCCUCUGCCUUGGAUAGAAGGUGUUGCAUGUCAACGAUUCUUUCCUUCUCGGGAAGGUAGUAAAUGGUUCCAAGUCAACAUACAGACAAAGAAACAGGCGAACAGAUCGAGAGAAAAAUCCUGUGCCAAGAAGGCGCAAGAAACACUCCAGGGUCUUACAUCUGAAGCGUCCACCCAUCUACAACAAGUCAUAGAUCGGGAAAUCCAAUAUCGAGAAGCUAUGAGUCAACCUCGAGCAACCGUCAAUGAAACAGGCACCGAUACAUUUGCCGCUACAAGCCUGUGGCUGGACAGAACGAAAUGGCCUUCUAUCUACCGAGGGUCUCGACGAGACGUCCUGCGAGCGUUGAUCAGACUACCCGAUCGCCACUGUCUUGACGCAGACUACAUUUUGGGACAGGGCAAUUCGGAAGGCGCACCGAACCUUGUAAGCCCAAGAGAGGACGAACAGAAGAUCUCAUGCAUCAUGAGAGCACUUGACUUGGUAAUAGACCGUUGUGAGGAUACGGUUCGCUGUACUAGUCAUAAUCUUCUUUGCUGGCUGCUCAGCUCGAGGCUCCAGAGUCGUCGGGAGAUCGCUUUCAGCCUUGUGGCAGAGAGGAGUAGCGAGAUUAGAUAUCGAAGGACUCAGAAGCAGUUCUUGGCUUUUAUCCUGCGAAUAUACCGAAUGCCGGGUAACUCUCGGCGAGAAAUGAUGAAUGUGAAGAUAAAGCCCGAGAUCUCCACACAGCUAGAUAGAAUUUGGGAGCACGAUAUUUGGAACCAUCUCGAUGUGUCGAAGGGGAAUUGGCCGGUCAUGGAAAGACAGGGAAGUCCCCCGGUACGAACACAAUCUGGUCCUAUAGGCGGCCAAUCCACUGACGUUCCUCUCAACAUCCGAGCUUGUCAAGGAUCAGAUGGGAAAGAAGGCGCCGAGGAUGGCGAGAUAGACGAUGAGAACGUUGAAGCUUGGGAGCUUGAAGACGAAGACGACGAAGACGACUAUGAUGACUCUGGAUAUUACGAUGACGAUGCUGAUGGCUUCAUUGGUAUUGCACAGCGACCGGAAGCCAGACAUUUCGAGUGUUUCGACGAAGUCCGAGCCAAGUAUAUGGUUUUAGGCUCGCAGUACCCGUUGGCAGAGCUGAUAAGCCUUCGAGAUUUCGGACGUAACGUUGCACGCACUGAACCACCAUCUAUGCUUUUCCACUGGAGCAACGACGGCGAGAUAGUGUCUCAUUCCACAUUUCAAGUAACAAUGAAUGACUUUCGCAAACUCCCAGACUAUUUCAUUACGCAGGCAGAAGCACUAUGUGAUCGAUUGAUGUUUGGUAUGCAUCCAAACGUCGAUUUAAUGAAGGUCAAGGAUGAUAUCGCUAGUUCAAAAAGUGGUUAUAGCUUUAUUAAAUGCACUGAGAAUGGUCUUGAGUCAGCAUACUUGGAAUUAUUAGUUCGUGCCUAUACUGCAGGCAGAAACGGACUAGCUAGAGGCGGAAUAUGGAGAUGGCACGCUGUAACAGCAUAUUUGAAACAAGUCAACAAGAUGGAGGAGCACCUCGCAGGUGGCCUUUACACUGCCUGCGGCCAGACUCCACGAAUCAGGGAACUUCUCAGCCUACUCUAG